AUGCAGAAGAGCCAUUGGGAACAACUGGGGGCUAAACCCCAGAAUGAUACUGUGGCUGUAUCAGAUGGUACUGUAACCAAAGCUAAUGGCCUACAGGGAACAUUCCUGAGGGUCGCGACGGGGGCCAUGAAGACCACACCUACUGAGGCGCUAGAAAUAGCACUCAGUAUCCUGCCUUUGGACCUCAGAGUGAUUAGCUGUGCAAGCACAACAGCCUACAGACUACGGUGUGAACAGAAAUGGAAAUCGACAGGCCAAGGUCAUACCCAACUUGGCUUGAUUAAUGCAAAUCCCUUCACGGAAAAGUCCGACAGUAUUCAGAGAAAAUAUCAAAUUAACAAAGCCUUCAAAACUAGAAUAUCAUCCAGAGAGGAGUGGCUAGAUUCAAAACUUAAACCAGGACCCAAUGAGGAUUACUGGUUUACCGAUGCAUCUGGCUACAAUGAACGCUUUGGGGCGGCGAUCUAUCGAUUGAAGGAUGGCUGCGGGGGAAGCUUCCCCCUGGGCCAGCAUGCAACAGUCUUUCAAGCCGAGGUGUUAGGCAUAGCCAAGUGUGCCGAGCACCUGGUAGCAAAAGAGACGGAAGGGAUGAAAAUCUUCAUCUGCAGCUACAGCCAGGCGGCCAUAAAAGCACUGGAGAAAGCCACUACUAAUUUUAAAGUGGUGUGGGAGUGUAUGCAAGCACUUGCCACUUUAGGGGAGAGGAAUAAAGUCACCCUAACCUGGGAUCCGGGCCACCACGGAAUACAGGGUAACGAAGAGGCGGACUGGCAGGCCAGAAGAGGAACGGAAGGCGUUCCUCCGGAGGGUCUAAUCGGUAUGCCUUUCGCAGUAGGAAAAAAGAUCAUAAAAGAUCACCUACAGUGGGAAUUCGAAAAACGCUGGCGAACUAGCACAACCUGUAGACAGGCUAAACUGUUUAUGGGCAGUCAAAUAGAAGGACUAGAGAACUUCUGGCGCUGA
Diachasma alloeum is the source of this 963-nucleotide messenger RNA. RefSeq lists its product as uncharacterized. NCBI's taxonomy places the organism in Eukaryota, Metazoa, Arthropoda, Insecta, Hymenoptera, Braconidae. Gene Ontology annotation, molecular function: RNA-DNA hybrid ribonuclease activity; nucleic acid binding. The coding region runs from base 1 to 963 and encodes 320 amino acids. The record is from RefSeq and is a predicted model, not a curated record. The transcript is spliced from 2 exons.